Molecule: messenger RNA, 2047 nt
Organism: Lasiosphaeria miniovina
Lineage: Eukaryota; Fungi; Ascomycota; Sordariomycetes; Sordariales; Lasiosphaeriaceae
Exons: 3
Coding region: 78-1718 (546 amino acids)
Source: RefSeq, a predicted model, not a curated record
CUUGAAGCAACUACAAACUACGGCAUAUCAAUCGGCUAACUGUCUUCAUUAUAGCAAGACUUUCGAAUGAGAACAAAAUGACAGUCAAAGUAGCCAUGUCUUCCCCCAAGUCGGAUAAGUCUGCGACCAACUCUCAGGCUCGUCCAGAGUCGGAGAAUGGUAAGGGCAGCUUCCAGUGGCCCGAUGCGGACAACGCGGAAACCAAUUUCCAUUGGCCUGAGGCGGAGACUGUUAUGAGCAACCAUGAAUCUAGCCCAAUCUCGGAGAAAUUUGUCAUUAGAAACGAUCCUGCUGACGCAGAGCCAGAGAAAAUCGUCACCAACAACGGCCUUGCCCCCAAGUCGGAAGCUUCUGCCACCAACCGCCAGGCCACGCCUGAGUCGGAGAAGGAGGUCAUCCCUGACGGUGAUGACACUGCCAAUCAUGCUGCUACCCCCGGCGAAGAAUCGGGCAGCGCUGCCACUGGCACUUCUAUGAUAACCCGCGAAGAUAUUUCCAGUGAUACCAUUUGGUCCCAGGCUGAGCUUGAGCCUAUUACAGAGGCAUCUAGCGUAGCUAGCGACGAGAAUGAGCCGGAUACCCAGGCGGACCCUGUUGUUGUCAAGUUUGUGUCGUAUCACAUUGACAGCGACCUGGAGGUGAAGGUCCGUGGUCCAGAGGGCGUCAUCGUUUACAAGGUCCAUUCGGCUUUGAUCGCAGCUGCCUCGUCUGUCUGGCGCAAGAUGAUUUACGGUGGUGAUCACACCCGACCGCAGACAAGCAAAUGGAUCAUUGAGAUGCUUGACUCGAACGACGACGCCUAUGGGCUCGAUGUUUUGUUCGCUGUCAUUCAUUACAAGUUCCACGACAUUCCCCAUCGUCCGGAUGUUCAUCAGCUCUAUAGUAUUGCUCUGAUCGUUGAAAAGUACGAAUGUGUUCAUAUGCUUAUCCCCUACAUGAGCAAAUGGGUCAAAGGCCUCGACCAGCAUGUCAUGAGUAGAGGAGAAUUUCGAGGCGAUUACGAUGAGACCCUAUUUCUUUGUUGGGUCAUCGGCGAAGGUCGUUGGUUCUCCCGCCUAGUCUCAACGGCGGCGAACAAUUCGACCAUUGACGCCGAGGGAAACAUGAUCAACGGCAAAGGACAGCCCUGGGCGGCUCAGCGCCUACCUUCGGCAAUCAUUGAUCUUGUUCGUGAGCAUCGUCAAAAGAUGCUGACUACCCUUGUCGAUGCGAUCCGUAUCCCAUACGAGCAGCUCAUGGAUGGCAACCUUCAGACCUUGCCGUACUGCCAAAGCGCCAAGGGGGGAGAAGCUGUGAAGAAUCAGUGCAUCAUGCAACAAUUCGGAUCGCUUGCCCGAGAACUCAAGCGUACAGGCAUGAUUCCUUUUGUGGAUCCGGCGGAGUACACUGGAAGUGUGACCGAAUUGGCAACGAAGGUGCAGGACAUUACGGUCAUGCACUUCAAGUUGCCAGGAGCGCUUCCGCACACCGAUACACACGCCCUUUGCGGUAUCAAUCACCACAACGCUGCCCGUGAUGCCAUUCAUGCACCCACCGAGUUGAGUGGCCACGUCGUUCGCCAGCUCAAGGUGCGAUCUCACAAGUCGGGUGCUUUCACUGAGGAGUUGUUUCAGGGCCUCAAUGACUUGGAGAAAAAUGACCCUGCUCUUAGAGAGAUGGAGGAUUUGCGUCUCGACCGCAUUCACUACCAGCAGCACGGUUUCGAGUCAACCGGUUGAGCCGAGUGUACCAAUGGCGGAGAUGUGAUUGUCAAGUUUGAGGACGACGUCAAGAGUGAGGCAGACGUCAAGCUUGAGGAGGAGGACGUCUAACUUGAGGAAGUCGUCAUCAAGCUUGAGAUAUCCGAUUAAUUUCUUGUAGAAGACUUGUGCGGUCAUUAGGGCUAGCACUAGACAUAUAAUUAGACCCAAGUGUUGCGUUCAUGAGAUUUCUGAGCUGUGGCAACUGAUUCUGGAGCAGAUCUGUAUUGACGUGGAAUUGACUUGUCGAGUUAGGGGUUUAUCAUGUGGGAGACACAACACUCUGCAUGUGAGAGAUUCAUGGUGGG